Messenger RNA from Colletotrichum phormii, 1200 nucleotides. RefSeq lists its product as uncharacterized. The transcript has 6 exons. NCBI's taxonomy places the organism in Eukaryota, Fungi, Ascomycota, Sordariomycetes, Glomerellales, Glomerellaceae. Bases 1 to 1200 code for a protein of 399 amino acids. The record is from RefSeq and is a predicted model, not a curated record.
AUGUUCGAUUCAGAACGUCUGCAAAUCUUGGAGCACCGGUCGAGAUGGAACCCAGAGAAAGGGAGCAUAGGUUACAUUGAGGCAUGGGACGACGGCCUUUCCAACAAUGUCUACCUAAAGUCUGGAUUUUUGGAAGAUUCCGAGGUGGCAGAAUGGCUUCAUCAAACGGGUAGAUUCGUGCCUCCAGACUGGCAGCGUGAGGGAACCGCGCGAGUCCGGCUGCUGCUCUGUGAACGCAUCGAAUUCCGGCCUCUAUGGUUUGCCAUGAGCCGUGAAUCAUUCCUGCAAGUGGAAGAAACGCUCGGGCUGCCCUCUACAUCUUUGGCGAUAUUGGCUUGGGCCGGUGGGAAGCAACACUCUCAUCUGACCUUCACGCAAGAUAAGGGCGUUCGGUCGUUGGAGUCACUCGUUCUCACUAUGAAGCAACCUCAAAUGUUCCAACUCGGCAAUCUGGGCAUGACCGGUCGGCUGGUGAAAAGGACCGUCGAAGACAUCCGCAUCACCACAAACAUGAACCGCAUGAUCACGGACGAGAAGGCGCGGAUUAAUACGACGGCGCUCCUGAGCACCACACUCGAGGAUGUUGUGAACAUGUUGAGGACGCUAGAGUGGGACGAAGAAUAUAUCAAGUUCCUCCUCCGGGUUAACGAGGACGUCAGGAGGCAUCACGGCGGAGUGUCGUCAGAGGCGGACCUGGAGCUUUGUGGCCUCAUUGAGCUACUCGAAGCCGAGAGACGGUCUAUUGUGUCGUUCACGAGCACUAUGAGGUCUAGGCUGGACAUCCAGUUCAACGUGCUCUACAACUUCAUCGCACAGGGGGGAAACAAUCUCAACAUGCAAAUCGCGGCGAAUGCUGGACUAGACAGCACAGCUAUGAAGCUAAUGGCAUUGGUGACGAUGCUUUUCCUUUCUCCGACUAGAAUUUUCAGUAUGUCAAUGUUCAACUGGCAAGUCUCAAACUCAUCAGACUCAACCGGCGGCGGCGAGCCCACAGUUGUGCCGCAGUUUUGGAUCUACUGGGCCGUCAGCCUACCUUUGACCGUUGCCAUCGUGAUCGGCUGGCCAGUGUGGUGGCAUUUCCAGAAGUCUUACUAUGAGACCAAGUUUUUGAGAUCAGAGAAGGAAAACGUAGUCUUCGAAGACAAGCGACACGAGAACGCCCAUGGCCCAAGGAGACGACGACCACGUCAGGGAGUAUGA